AUGGUAGCAUCCACAAUUAUAACACUCUCCGGCCUGGGGCUCCUGAAUAAGUUCGCCAUCGGCCUAGCAGGUGAGGCUGGGACAUGGGCCUUCAAACAGAUUCUGCACUCGGCCUCAGGCGGUAGUGACACCGACAAGAUCCGACGGGAUAUCUCCGCGGCUGUCACAGAAAUGAGGGAACUGAAACGGACCGUGGACAAUCCGUCACGAGAGCUUCCUGAAGCUCUUCUCCAACUACGAAGCGACAACCUGAGGGAGUCUCUUACGAAGAUAGAGACUAUGUACGACACGAUUACCGACCUGAUGGAAACAGCCGUCACGUUACCUGAGGAUAUCUCGGAUGCAGAACGCGAUAAAAAGCUAAAUGCCAUCCAAACUCGGCUGGAAGACCGCCUUAGGGUAUGCUCUAAUGAGAUACCCGGUAUUCUUGACCGCAUCAACGAUUUCCUUGCAGAGGAUGGGCUAAGGCCUUUUCUCCGUCAGGCCGUCCAGAAGGCUUUUGAUAACUCUGAUGAUUUCAUGCUGGGCUAUUGGGUCGUGGUCGUCAAGGGAAUUUCUCUGCUGCAGAUGGCUUACGAUGCUCCGAACGUGGACUUUUUCGAAGGCGCACUUACAAUCCAACGCCAGAAGGAAAAGCUCAAGAGGCAAGAGCAGACCUUCAGAGCCGUUGUUGGAGAAAAUACUGUCCGACUCGUUGAAUGGACUCUCUUGCGGCCUUCUACUCUCGUCACGCUCCUUACUGAUGAGGGGUAUGGAAUCGGACCAAAACCUGCAAGUAUCGACGAUAUCACCUCAAUGUCCCUCUUCAUAGGGGCUCGUAUACCUGUCCAUCGAGGAUCAGAAGACCUAGAUACAGUCAAGAUGGCAUCGAUGUGGAAAAUGUCAUUUGGGAGUGGAUUCAAUGCAGAUCUUAGACAUGCUGGCAGAUUCGUACACUACAGCUCUGGAAAGUGCAUGUCACAUGACAGGGCAGGUGUAUCGACGGUCAAAAAUGACGGGCAAUUUACCAGCCGUUCUGUUUCGUGGUUUAUAAGGCCUGUGUGUCGUGGUUCAGACCGAUAUACCAUCAGAGCUGCUAGAAACAUGUCCACGUUUGCUAGUGAUUUUGGCCUCUCUCCGCUCUGGCGCCUGCCGAAGAGAUCUGAUGUCCGCAGAUCAUACUUAGUCGCAAGGAACAUGCUGCAGUUGGAAGAUUAUAUCAGUUCUACCGAUACUGGCGCAAGGUUUCAGAUCAAGGUCUAA
Messenger RNA from Fusarium proliferatum ET1, 1242 nucleotides. RefSeq lists its product as uncharacterized. Lineage: Eukaryota; Fungi; Ascomycota; Sordariomycetes; Hypocreales; Nectriaceae. The record is from RefSeq and is a predicted model, not a curated record. The transcript has 2 exons. The coding region runs from base 1 to 1242 and encodes 413 amino acids.